AUGGCUCUUCCGGCAACGACCAUAAUGGUGAGAAAUAUGUCUUCGAUAAAUCAGUUGAAACGGAUGAAGCUCAAGGAAAAUCAAAUGGUUUUUCCGUUGGGGUCCAGUGACGAGGACUUUGAUGAAAAUGGUUCCUCUGCAAUUGUGAUUAAGAGGAAGAUUCCGUUGGGAGGAACGCUCGGAAGUAUCGAGAAUGUUAUGUUCAACGUCAAUUCUUCCAGCGAGUUGCGCAAGCCUUUGGGACAGCUGCAAAGUUCCGUUCAAUCGUCCGGACCAGGAAGACGAAAGAGUUCGGAUCCGAAGAGUGCAGUAACCGCUGUCGAACGGCGGAAUGCACGGGAACGGAACCGCGUUCAGCAGGUCAACAAUGGAUUCACAGCUUUACGCCAACGGAUUCCGGAGGAAAUCGCUGAAGCAUUCGAGACUGGGGCCAGUCGGGGAGUUCACAAGAAGCUAAGCAAAGUGGAAACCCUCCGAAUGGCGGUCGAGUACAUAAAAUGCCUCGAAAGAUUGCUCUCGCUAGAUCCGGAAAAGGAAGGUGCCACCAUCAAAUUCCAACCCCAGCAACAGCUGCAGCAGCAGCCACAACAGGAAACUCAACUGCCGGCGACUCCCCCACCGGAGCCGGCACAACCCAACAGUUUCUUUCUGGCUAUUAAACCUCGUGCCAUGGGAAGUUCCAACGGAACUUCCCUCGACCAGACUCAAAUCACAAUCAUAAACGGUCAUCAGUACAUUCGGAUUCCCGGUACAAACACUUUCCAGUACCUCGAUCCGGAAAGCCUGUACGACGAGUCACAGAACGACGGAUUGUUCUUUGCCGACAGUAGCUCCGUCACCGAUCCGGACGCCAUCCUGGAGGACUCGUCGGAUCUGAUGAGUGAAUCGGCUGUCGCUCUGUCACCGCAGAGUAAUUUCACCCUGGAUCCGGAAGAGAAACGGGACGAAUUGAUGAUUCCCGUCGAGGAAGAAAAAAUGGUGGCCAUGAUCAAACAGCAGCAGUACGCGGACAUUAUGAUGAUUAAGCACGAACUGCAGGACGACGACGAAGAAUCGCUGCUGCUGCAGCAAACCGCCAGCGAUCCCGCCUUCCUGGAGUCAAUCAAUUGGUUCGAAAGUCACCACUAG
This is a messenger RNA of Sabethes cyaneus, 1128 nucleotides long. Its product is annotated as achaete-scute complex protein T8-like. Lineage: Eukaryota; Metazoa; Arthropoda; Insecta; Diptera; Culicidae. Bases 1 to 1128 code for a protein of 375 amino acids. The record is from RefSeq and is a predicted model, not a curated record. The transcript has 2 exons. Gene Ontology annotation, molecular function: protein dimerization activity; RNA polymerase II transcription regulatory region sequence-specific DNA binding; DNA-binding transcription factor activity, RNA polymerase II-specific. Gene Ontology annotation, biological process: developmental process; regulation of transcription by RNA polymerase II.